Parnassius apollo (apollo) is the source of this 1152-nucleotide messenger RNA. The record is from the annotation of a GenBank genome assembly. NCBI's taxonomy places the organism in Eukaryota, Metazoa, Arthropoda, Insecta, Lepidoptera, Papilionidae.
AUGCAUCGUCUUUUUGCUGAGCUGGAGCCAUCUUUAACCGUCACAGAGCAAAACCUGGCAGACCGAGUUCGGUAUAUCUUGCGCUCAAAUAUAUUUGAUGUCGCCGAACUCGAACGGCUACGACGUGAGGCUGUUCCCUCGUCGGAUGAGAAUGCUACGGCUGAGGAUGCGGCGCCACAAAUGGUAGAGCAACCCGCAAACGUGGAUGCCGCCGUGAAUACCCCAGUUGUGGUUGAUUCAAACGAUGAUGGAACAGUCGCCCAGGAACUGGAAUUAGAGCAUAUGAGGAGUACAUUGGAAGAGGCGAUUGUGGAAACGCGCAGUACGCCUCUCGAAAAUCGACCGCGACUUCCCCGCAUAGCCCUAAGCAAGCGGAAUCGGGCUGUCGUGAGGGCUCUGAACCCAAUGCUGGUGACCUAUUUGGAAGCCAGCCGGGACCUUUGCGAGACGGACUCAAUUCUUUUUGGCGCCGCGCUGGCAGUCUGCCGUAUCAUAGGCGCCAAGGUUUCCACGGCUGGACGCGCUACUGGCCAUAGUAGCGCUAUCCCAGCAUGGAGAAGAAGAAUUGAGGAACGUAUCGCAAAGGCUAGAGCUCUCAUCGGCAGACUGAUAUGCUUCAGAUCAGGCAACAACAGGCCAAGAAUUGUGCGCACCGUCAGGAUGGCGUUUGCUGGGACAAAUGUCAGUUUGUCCCAGCCGGAUAUAACGCAAAAACUGACGGAGCGCAUAGAUGAUCUGAAGCAGAGAAUCGCUGCUUGGGGAAAACGGAUUCGGCGAUAUACCGAGAGGUCGACACGGUUCAACCAGAAUCGUCUCUUCCAGAGUGAUCAGAAGAGGCUCUAUGAAUCAUUGGAGCGACCAAUGGUAAGUGGAACGGGUCCAGCACCGAAUCAGGCCGACACUGUAGCAUUCUGGCGCGGCCUGUGGUCAGAGCCCGUAAACCACAGCGAGGGCCCUUGGACGGAAGUUGUGGCGAGUCAGUGUGCGGGUAUUACGCCCAUGGACCCCGUCAUCAUAACGCCGGAUGACGUAGCUGAGGCGGUCCGUAGGGCCCCGAACUGGAAAAGUCCGGGGCUUGACGGGCUGCAUCACUACUGGCUGAAGGGGUUCAUGCUAACAUUUCUCCACUGGGAUGAAACUUACAGCAAAUAA